UGCCCGCCCCUCGGGCCCCGGGGUCUGGACUCCACCCUCUGCCCGUGCCCACCCUCUUCCCCUGCGCCCUCUCCUGCCGUGAGCCGGGCGCCUCCUCCCCGCCCCCUCAUCCAGUCCCGGGAGGGGAAGGGGGUGGGCGGCGCAGGGGGUGUGACAGCUCCCGCCCGGCCCAGUGCCAGCUACAGCCUCGCUUGAGCUCCCGGUGCCAGCUGGCUCUUUCGUCUGGGACGGAGGCGGAGGCUCGGGGCUGCUGAUCGCUGGGGGGGCUAGCCCCCCGUCACUCCCAGCCCCCUCCCCACCCAUGAGGAAUCUCCUCACUCAGUCCUGCGUUUUGCUGCCCUGGCAGUCCGCCCAGCUAGGAAUUGUUCCUGUGCACUGUGCGCUGAACUUAAUGCCCGCGCUCCUCCAGGAUCCCCCUAUUAAUAAGAGCUGACAGGGGAUCGCUGGAGGUCCCCCACCUUUUUGCUAGAGCCGGCAGGGCUGUGUGAGCUUGAGAAGGAACAUGAAGGUGGGCUGGCCAGGAGAGAGCCGUUGGCACUUGGGCCUGGCUGUUGAGGCGAGCCCUGCUCUGGGAGCAUCGCCUGCGGGGGGCCUCCCUGACGUGGUGCCUGAGGGGACGCUGCUCAACAUGGUGCUGAGGCGGAUGCACCGGCCCAGAAGCUGCUCCUACCAGCUGCUGUUGGAACACCGGAGUCCCAGCUGCAUCCAGGGGCUGCGCUGGACGCCGCUCACCGAUAGCGAGGAGUCCCUGGACUUCAGCGUGAGCCUGGAGCAGGCCUCUACGGAGCGGGUGCUCAGGGCUGGGAAGCAGCUGCACCGACACCUCCUGGCCACCUGCCCGAACCUCAUCCGAGACCGCAAGUACCACCUUAGGCUCUACCGGCAAUGCUGCUCUGGUCGGGAGCUGGUGGAUGGGAUCUUGGCCCUGGGGCUUGGGGUGCAUUCCCGGAGCCAAGCCGUAGGAGUCUGCCAGGUGCUGCUGGAUGAAGGUGCCCUUUCCCAUGUGAAACACGACUGGACCUUCCAGGACCGAGAUGCUCAAUUCUACCGUUUUCCUGGGCUGGAGCCAGAGCCUGUAGGAGCUCAUGAGAUGGAGGAGGAGCUGGUGGAGGCUGUGUCUCUGCUCUCCCAACGGGGACCUGAUGCCCUGCUCACAGUGGCCCUUCGAAAGCCCCCAGGUCAGCGCACAGAUGAGGAGCUGGACCUCAUCUUCGAGGAGCUGUUGCACAUCAAGGCCGUGGCCCAUCUCUCCAACUCGGUGAAGCGGGAGUUAGCGGCAGUUCUGCUCUUUGAACCACACUGCAAAGCAGGGACCGUAUUGUUCAGCCAGGGGGACAAGGGCACCUCAUGGUACAUUAUCUGGAAGGGGUCUGUCAACGUGGUGACCCAUGGCAAGGGGCUGGUGACCACUCUGCAUGAGGGAGAUGACUUUGGACAGCUGGCUCUGGUAAAUGACGCACCCCGGGCGGCCACCAUCAUCCUGCGAGAAGACAACUGCCAUUUCCUUCGUGUGGACAAGCAGGACUUCAACCGCAUCAUCAAGGAUGUGGAAGCCAAGACCAUGAGGCUGGAAGAACAUGGCAAAGUGGUGCUGGUACUGGAGAGAACCUCUCAGGGUGCAGGCCCUUCUUGCCCCCCAACCCCAGGCAGGAACCGGUAUACAGUAAUGUCUGGCACCCCAGAGAAGAUUCUAGAACUGCUGUUGGAGGCCAUGCGGCCUGAUUCCAGUGCUCAUGACCCAACAGAGACGUUCCUCAGCGACUUCCUCCUGACCCACAGUGUCUUCAUGCCCAGCACCCAGCUUUGUGCGGCCCUCCUGCAUCACUUCCAUGCGGAGCCUGCGGGAGGCAGUGAACAGGAGCGCAGCACCUACGUCUGCAAUAAGAGGCAGCAGAUCCUGCGGCUGGUCAGCCAGUGGGUGGCCCUGUAUGGCCCUGUGCUCCGUACCGACCCUGUGGCCACCAGCUUUCUCCAGAAACUCUCAGACCUGGUGAGCCAGGAUGCCCGGCUUAGCAACCUGCUGAAGGAGCAGUGGCCAGAGAGGCGGCGACACCACAGGUUGGAAAAUGGCUAUGGGAAUGCGUCUCCUCAGAUGAAGGCCCGGAAUAUGGCUGUUUGGCUCGCCGGCCAGGAUGAGCCCCUCCCCAACAGCAACUGUGCCAUCCGAGCUGGGGACAAAGUCCCCUACGACAUCUGCCGGCCCGACCACUCGGUACUGACCCUGCAGCUGCCUGUGACGGCCUCGGUGAGGGAGGUGAUGGCAGCAUUAGCGCAGGAGGACAGCUGGACCAAGGAGCAGGUGCUGGUGAAGGUCAAUUCUGCAGGCGAUGCCAUUGGCCUGCAGCCAGAUGCCCGCGGCGUGGCCACGUCUCUGGGGCUCAAUGAGCGGCUCUUUGUUGUCAACCCACAGGAAGUACACAAGCUGACCCCACACCCUGAGCAGUUGGGGCCCACUGUGGGCUCUGCUGAGGGGCUGGACCUGGUGAGUGCCAAGGACCUGGCGGGCCAGCUAACAGACCACGACUGGAGCCUCUUCAACAGCAUCCACCAGGUGGAGCUGAUCCACUAUGUGCUGGGCCCCCAGCAUCUGCGGACCGUCACCACCGCCAACCUGGAGCGCUUCAUGCGGCGCUUCAAUGAGCUACAGUACUGGGUGGCCACAGAGCUGUGUCUCUGUCCUGUGCCUGGCCUGCGGGCCCAGCUGCUCAGGAAGUUCAUCAAGCUGGCUGCCCAGUCUUCUCACAGCCUCAAGGAGCAAAAGAAUCUCAAUUCCUUCUUUGCUGUCAUGUUUGGCCUCAGCAACUCAGCCGUCAGCCGCCUGGCCCACACCUGGGAGCGGCUGCCCCACAAGGUCCGGAAGCUGUACUCUGCCCUGGAGAGGCUGCUGGACCCCUCAUGGAACCACCGAGUAUAUCGACUGGCCCUCACCAAGCUGUCCCCUCCUGUCAUCCCUUUCAUGCCCCUCCUUCUCAAAGACAUGACCUUCAUCCAUGAGGGGAACCACACACUAGUGGAGAACCUCAUCAACUUUGAGAAGAUGCGAAUGAUGGCGAGAGCCGUGCGGAUGCUGCACCAUUGCCGGGGCCACAGCAAUGUGCCUCUCUCACCACUCAGAAGCCGAGUGUCCCACCUCCACGAGGACAGCCAAGCCUCAAGGAUCUCCACGUGCUCAGAGCAGUCCCUAAGCACCCGGAGUCCAGCCAGCACCUGGGCUUAUGUCCAGCAGCUGAAGGUCAUCGACAACCAGCGGGAACUCUCCCGCCUCUCCCGGGAGAUGGAACCAUGAGGGAGCUGGGGCUGGAGCAGGCACUUCCUCCAGGAAAGCCAGGGCAGGCCCUGGCCAAGGGGCCCACAGGCUGGCCACAGCUGGAUAGGGCUGCCCGUGGAGUGGACUUGAGGCCCUGGAGAGGACAGUGUGGAGGCAGCCGUCCCCUGUGAUGACUGGCGGCCAAGGAGGACCUCAGAUUGGAACUGAACUGGGGCCCAAGGCCGAGGAAUAGGGGGCAGCGAGGCCCUGGGAGUGGGUAGGAGAGUGAAGCGGGUGCUGGGACUCUGUGUUCAAUAGAGAUCUCUCCAUCCCAGGUUUUUUCCAGAUUCUGUGCCUUGUGGCUUUGUUGUCCAGCCUCUCCCAGGCCCUGUGGUUAGUUUCCCAGUGGAUGGAGAGACAGCCUGCAUGUGUGUGGCAUGUGUGUGAAAGGGGUGGGGGCUGCUGCGAUUGCUCUUUCCCCUGGGAGGAGGGCUGGGAGCCCUGAUUUUCUUUCCACCGCCUAUGAGAUAAACAGUUGGGUGUGAUCAGGGCUGUUUAUGAGGGAGUGGUGGUCCCUGAGGAGCUUUAUUGUUAUUGCAAAUGAACAAAAAUCUGUGUGUUCUGGGGCCAGCACUGUGGAGGGUGUAGAAGUUGAGGCAGAGACCUUGCCCCCUGGGAGAGGAGCUGAGGAGGAGGUGUGACACUUGUGGAGUAGACCCAGUCACACCGGCCACAGAGGUGAACGGAGAGAGGUUGACGGAGAAGUCCCUCCACCAUGCGUGGUCUCUGGGAUCAGGCAGAGCUCCAGGAUGGCUGACGGCUCCCAGAUGGGCCUCCCAGGCCCUUGGCCACAGCACCUGCUGGAGCCCGGAGCCUCUGUCAGUGGCCAACCAGCGUCACCAUCAGCUUUCCACAGUGAUCUGAUAGGAUGCAACUAGCCCCUUCUACCUUCCUCCUCCUGACUCCAGUUCCUGUUUCCCUCUGGCCUGGAGCACAUCUUGGCCUGUUGGGUGUGGUUCAUGUUGAACAGAGGCCUCUGAGAGGUUGCCAGCAGCAGCAAGGACACCGAAGCAGAGGUUUCUGGGGAGAGACAACCCCUUGCAGAGGCCUAACACCCUCAGCAACUAUACCUACAUGCCAAUAGAACUUCAAAGAACCAUGUCAAUUUCCCUUGCACCUUGGACUACCCUUCAACCUCCCAGGAAAUCAUCAUUUGUCAUCAGUGAUGAGAAUCAUCCCAGCAAGCUCUGUUAGCAUAAAGGGUCCUCUUUUUCCUGCCUCUUCAGCUCAUCCCCAAGGAACCAGCUACUGUGAGGACCCUUCCCUCCCUACUGCAAGAGGCAGAGCUCACACGAACAGUGGCAUCACUAGGAUUGGUGUCAUCCAGUGCGGUAACUCAUGGUAUCACCCUCCCCCAUGUUAGUUGCCAUAAUAUUGUGGCUAAAACACCAGAAAAUUUGACAAAGUCAGCGACUAUAAAAAGACCUGCAGCCACAAAAACAGCAGUGCAUACUUGUAGCACGUGCAGACCAAACCACGUGAUUCGAAGUGUCAUUGUGAUUGGGUAAUAAUGGUAGCUCUGACGGAAAUGCAUAAGAAGGGUCAAAAAGUAAAUUAGCAUAGAGUUUUAGUCUUGUAGGUAUAUUGAUACAAGUAAGCUGAGCUUACGAAAAAUGUUUUUGUUGUAACUAACUACAGGGAUAUUUUUAUAAAAAAUAAUAAAUUUCUGCUGAAACACUGCACAAAGAUUUUACAGUCAUUU
This is a messenger RNA of Loxodonta africana (African savanna elephant), 5009 nucleotides long. It is a transcript of the gene RAPGEF3, whose product is annotated as Rap guanine nucleotide exchange factor 3. NCBI's taxonomy places the organism in Eukaryota, Metazoa, Chordata, Mammalia, Proboscidea, Elephantidae. The transcript has 28 exons. Gene Ontology annotation, cellular component: plasma membrane. Bases 503 to 3286 code for a protein of 927 amino acids. The record is from RefSeq and is a predicted model, not a curated record. Gene Ontology annotation, biological process: positive regulation of GTPase activity; Ras protein signal transduction. Gene Ontology annotation, molecular function: guanyl-nucleotide exchange factor activity.